Molecule: messenger RNA, 383 nt
Organism: Racocetra persica
Lineage: Eukaryota; Fungi; Glomeromycota; Glomeromycetes; Diversisporales; Gigasporaceae
Source: the annotation of a GenBank genome assembly
AAAAGGGUAAAACUUGAUCGUGAUGAGCUUAAGGUAUCAUCUACACCUACUCAACCGUUUAAUUCUUCAAAAUCAUCAAAACAAUCGAUCAUGAAUUCUAUGGAAUCAUCACGAGAUGAGGUAAAUCAAACCAUGGAUGGAGAUGAUACUUCAAUGUACGAUGAAACUUUUUAUUCCGCAGAAGAAGAUAAUGAAUGCACUGAAAAACCUUCAUCUAUUCGAUUAACUCCUUUAAAAAAGUCCAUAGAUUCUGUUACACCAAAUACUAGAUGGUAUUUUCCAUAUGUUGGAACAAAGACAUCACCACCUGGAUUAUGUCCCUUUAGAAAAAGAAAGGUAAGAGUUGAAGACUCGGAUGAUGAUGACAGCUUGGAAAGAAAUAA